AUGGCACAGCUCUCCGCCUCGAUUCUCCGCCAAAUCACCUACAGUACAACCCGCUUCGGCGUCUACGAGGAGCUGAAAGAAGUCUUCUCCAGCGGCGUCCAAUCGCCCUCCUUCCCAGCCCUGAUAGCCAUGGCCUCGACCUCCGGCUUCCUGGGCGGUAUUGCCGGCAAUCCAGCCGAUAUUCUGAACGUACGGAUGCAGAACGAUGCUUCACUCCCCGCAGCAGAAAGAAGGAAUUACAAGCACGCUAUAGACGGUCUCAUACGCAUGGUGAAGGAAGAAGGCUUCGGCAGCUUGUUCAGGGGAGUAUGGCCAAACAGCACCCGAGCAGUCCUGAUGACGGCCUCACAACUAGCCAGCUACGAUAUCUUCAAGAAGGAACUCUUGCAGAGAACGAACAUGGGCGAUAACCUCACCACUCACUUCUCUGCAUCGUUCAUGGCAGGCUUCGUCGCAACGACCGUCUGCAGCCCGGUGGAUGUGAUCAAAACUCGAGUCAUGAGCGCAAAGACGCACGAGAGCUUGUUUGAGCUCCUGGCGAGGAUCACGAGGAACGAGGGCUUCGGGUGGAUGUUCAAGGGCUGGGUGCCGAGUUUUGUGCGUCUAGGACCACAUACUAUCUUCACUUUUAUGUUCCUCGAGCAGCACAAGAAGAUAUGGAGGCAGUAUCACGGAUAUGAUGAUUGA
Molecule: messenger RNA, 687 nt
Organism: Recurvomyces mirabilis
Lineage: Eukaryota; Fungi; Ascomycota; Dothideomycetes; Mycosphaerellales; Teratosphaeriaceae
Gene: DIC1
Product: Mitochondrial dicarboxylate transporter
Exons: 1
Coding region: 1-687 (228 amino acids)
Biological process (GO): phosphate ion transmembrane transport; oxaloacetate transport; malate transmembrane transport
Molecular function (GO): antiporter activity; oxaloacetate transmembrane transporter activity; sulfate transmembrane transporter activity
Source: RefSeq, a predicted model, not a curated record